This is a messenger RNA of Sphenostylis stenocarpa, 1527 nucleotides long. NCBI's taxonomy places the organism in Eukaryota, Viridiplantae, Streptophyta, Magnoliopsida, Fabales, Fabaceae. The record is from the annotation of a GenBank genome assembly.
AUGGAAGUGGAACUCCCAGCUGCAGCUGUGAAUGAAUCUCAGCAACAAAAGUUUGCUCUACCUGUGGAUUCUGAACACAAGGCCACUGAGUUCAGAUUAUUUUCCAUAGCUAAGCCCCACAUGAGGUCUUUUCACCUAUCAUGGGUCUCUUUCUUCGCAUGCUUUGUGUCUAGCUUUGCUGCACCUCCCCUCCUUCCCAUAAUCCGGGACAACCUGAACCUCACAGCUACUGACAUUGGAAAUGCUGGUGUUGCAUCAGUUUCCGGUGCAGUUUUCGCAAGAAUUGCAAUGGGAACAGCUUGUGACUUAGUUGGACCGCGCCUGGCCUCUGCAUCACUCAUCCUCCUCACAGCACCAUUUGUGUACUUCACUUCCAUCAUCAACUCAGCCACCUCUUACCUCCUUGUCCGUUUCUUCACUGGCUUCUCCCUAGCCACCUUUGUCUCUACACAGUUCUGGAUGAGCUCUAUGUUCUCUGCUCCGGUCGUCGGUUCAGCCAACGGAUUUGCCGGAGGAUGGGGCAACUUUGGAGGAGGAGCCACCCAACUCAUCAUGCCCCUUGUGUUCUCCCUCAUCCGUGACAUUGGUGCUACCAAAUUCACAGCAUGGAGAAUUGCAUUCUUUGUCCCUGCCAUGUUUCAAAUGCUCACAGCAUUUUCCAUCCUGAUAUUUGGCCAGGACAUGCCUGAUGGGAACUUCCACCGCUUGAAGAAAUCGGGGGACAAAGCAAAAGAUGAAUUCUCAAGAGUGCUGUAUCAUGGUAUUACUAACUAUAGAGGCUGGAUUCUGGCGUUGACUUAUGGCUACUGCUUUGGGGUGGAGUUGACCAUAGACAACAUCAUAGCUGAAUACUUCUAUGACAGGUUUAAUCUAAAACUCCACACUGCUGGAAUCAUUGCUGCAAGCUUUGGCUUGGCUAACUUAUUUUCUAGACCUGGUGGGGGUUAUGUAUCAGAUGUAAUGGGAAAGAGGUUUGGCAUGAGAGGGAGGUUGUGGGCUUUAUGGCUGUGCCAAACCUUGGCUGGUGUGUUCUGCAUCAUCCUUGGCCUUGUGGGAUCUUUAAGUGUAUCCGUCGUUGUUAUGAUCGUAUUCUCUGUGUUUGUCCAAGCCGCAUGUGGAAUGACCUUUGGGAUUGUUCCCUUCGUCUCAAGAAGGUCAUUAGGGGUCGUAUCUGGAAUGACUGGAGGAGGAGGCAAUGUGGGUGCAGUUGUGACCCAGCUAAUUUUCUUCAAAGGAUCCAGAUUCUCAAAAGAAAGAGGAAUAACUCUAAUGGGAAUCAUGAUCAUAAUAUGCACCCUGCCAAUAUGUUUAAUCUAUUUUCCACAAUGGGGUGGGAUGUUUUCUGGUCCCUCGACUAAAAAGAUCACAGAAGAAGAUUACUACUUAGCUGAGUGGAACUCAAAGGAGAAAGAGAAAGGCUCCCAUCAUGCAAGCUUGAAAUUUGCUGAUAACAGCAGAAGUGAAAGAGGCAAAAAACUGAAUACAUCAACCGAGCCUACUGAGGAGAUCACACCCCCACAUGUUUGA